Messenger RNA from Aspergillus melleus, 981 nucleotides. RefSeq names its product TCP11 family protein. The record is from RefSeq and is a predicted model, not a curated record. NCBI's taxonomy places the organism in Eukaryota, Fungi, Ascomycota, Eurotiomycetes, Eurotiales, Aspergillaceae. The transcript has a single exon. Bases 1 to 981 code for a protein of 326 amino acids.
AUGGAGAUGGACCUUCAGAAGACGAAAGAGGCUCGGCGGGAUACGCCUGGGAAACAAGAGGAAGGUACAGAUUGUCCCCUGGAGACAUAUGGGGCAGGUGGUCACUCCAAGGACUCGCCAAAGAACGAUUCGCUCGAUCAUCGUGAUGCCAGUAACUCCGGCGUACAGGCAAGUGGAAGUCAACGUCGCCGACCCGCGGAACUGCCCUACGACCAUGACGCAUGCUCGAACGAGUCGGCGCCACUACCUAUGACGGCCAGACUCCCUAUCCAGCCGUCUAGAACCAUGAUGAAGAUCCCCGAAGCUUUGAAUGUCGGUGCCAAGGAACAAAGGCUGUUGGUUACGGCGAAGAGACACCCUCCCGUCACUAAAAGCACGCUGAGCGAGCUCGACCUACCCUGCAUCAUGAGCAACAUCAACCUCCGCAUGGACGCCAACUUCGAUCGCGAUCUGCAUUUCAAGCCCGACCUGGAUGGGGAAAAGGGACGACGCAAGCGGAAGGAGGCGACAGACUACUGGGAGGCUAUGGCGGUCGAGAUCACCGUCUACGGAUAUUACGCCGCGCACGGUGAGGACAACACGAGUCGAGAUGUCCCGGUCGAUCGGCGAGAGUCAUUCGAGCCCCGGCUACCCGCCAUGUUCGAGACGUUGCAGGAAGUCUUGAAGACCCUCGUUCCGGAGCGCGAUCACCCGAGCGUGAUGCAAAACCUUGAGGUGGCACUGCUGAUGCAGCAAAUACAAAAGGGCGUUCUGGACAUGGUCGGAGUGGCCAGAUGGCUGGCGGCCCUGCUCAAAACCCAUUGCGCCCCUAUGCGCGAUGAAUGGGCCGACACGAUGGUCGAGCAGAUCAGCUCGGGGUCGCGAUCGCAGAAUUCCACCGAAGUGGUCAGCGGUCUCCAGACGCUGUUUGCCAUCCUGGAGGCCAUGAAAUUGGUAAGGCUGUAUUUGUUACCCGACGUCAUUGCUCGCCAGGAGAGGUAG